UUUUUUUUUUUUUGCUCGGCUAGCCAAUCCACAGCUACACUGUACCAACAAAAAUGACGCAAUUUAAAAUAGAUUCAGGAAUUUAAACGCAACCUCCUAGGGUUUUAUUUCUAUUGACGAGAAAGCUGGAUUUCGUCUCGCUUUUAGAAAUAUCGGACUAUAAAAUAUUUCAGAUUGAAACAGUUGUAGGCAGCUUCCAGCGUUGCUCGAAGGAAUGAAAAGAAUUGGAGGUAGCGAUGCUCGCAUAGAAGCGGCAGCAAUAGCAACGAUUUGAUCUUCCUAAGGAAUUUCAGCCGGCGAGCAGAUGGGCACCUCAGAUUCCAAAUUUUUGCGUAGUCAAGCGGUUGACGAGAUAACCACCGUCUCAGAGAGGGUAGAAGCAAUCGACCCCCUAUUAGAGAGACUGAGGUCCCUGAAAAUUACCACGCCGAUUCUCAAAACCCCACCGACGGAGAGUAGCCUGACGGACAUUCUUGUAAGAAAGCCUUCUUCAUCUUCCAAUCCAGGUGCUCUGGAUCCCAAAGCUCUGCUGGAGCUUUUCACAGUUUACUAUAAUUGGCAAGAAGACAAAGCUAAAAAAAUUAGUGAAAAACAGGAAGAGUUGGAAAGCAAAAUUGAGAUUGCAGAUGCAUUGGCCAUCAAACUCUUACAGAGGUUCAAUUAUUCAUUAUCAGCUAUGAGGACAACUGCACAACACUUAUCAAAUGUGCACCAGUUGCAAGUAGAGGUUGGUGAGCUGAAAGGAAGGCUAACUGAAGUGUUAAGCAACUGUGAUGCUUUGUGUAAGCGUAUUAAUGUAGAAGGGCCUGAGUCACUGAGAUCAACUCUGAAGCCUUUCUCUACUGGUAGAAAGCAGAUUGAUUGUCACUUUUCUUCAGAAAUGGUUCCAGAAGGUUCUUCCAAAUGAGUUAUAUUGUACAAAGUGUGUUACUGAUGAGCUUAUGAAUCUCACUUUUGUGGGUAUUUUUGAAAAAUGUGAUUGAUUUUCACAGGAAAGUUACAUGAGAAAACAAAUCAUUCAUGGGCUAUGAGAAUUUA
Molecule: messenger RNA, 1038 nt
Organism: Nymphaea colorata (pocket water lily)
Lineage: Eukaryota; Viridiplantae; Streptophyta; Magnoliopsida; Nymphaeales; Nymphaeaceae
Exons: 6
Coding region: 305-907 (200 amino acids)
Source: RefSeq, a predicted model, not a curated record